AUGUCUGAUUCUGCAACUUCCAACAAAAGCAACGGCAACCGUCGUUUCCGUUCUAACAUUAAAAGGCCAGAUGUUAGCACCAGAGAUAAAAAAUUGGAAUUAUUGAAUGCUCAAUUGAAAAAAAUUAAUUUAGAAGUUGAAAACAUUCGCUCUAAAAUUGAUAGCUCCAACUCUUCUCCAAGCAAUAAUAAGAGACAAACUUUACAAACAGAAUUGAAAGAUAUUAUCAAGACUCAAGCCGAUUUGAAAGCUAAGAGACAACAAUUCCAAGAUAAAAUUAAAGUUUGUGAUUCAAAAUUGAAAAAAAUCCAGGCUGACAUUGAUUCUAAAUUGAGUUCUUCUGGUAACGGUAGUGCCAUGAAGAAAUACUCUUCUGAAGCUGAUGUCAAGGAUAGACUACAAAAUAUUGAAGAUCAGAUGAGCAGUGGUGAAUUGAGUAUUGUUGAAGAAAAAAAACUAGUCAAGGAGGAAGUUACUUUGCAGAGAUUACUCAAAUCUUUCCGUCAAAUCGAACCGUUAAGAAAAGAACAAGAAGCUUUGAAACUAGAAAUCUCUCAAUUGAAAUCUCAAGUAUUUGAAUUGAACCCAAGAGAUAUCAGUACUAAAUUUGAAAAAAUCAAUAAUGAAUUGAAUGAAUUAAGAGAAGCUAAUAGUACUGUUCAAAACGGUAGACAAUUGUUGUUUAAUAAAAGAACGGCCUUGUACUCUAAGAGAGAUGAAAUUUUUGCCAAAAUUAGACAAACCAGAGAAGAUUUUGACAAUGAAUUUAAGGCCUAUAGAUUGAAAGUGGAAAAGGAAAAAUUAAAGAGAGAAGAGGAGGAAAAAUUAUCAAAAUUAUUGGAACAAAAAGAUUCCGACUUGGGUAAAUUGCAAGAAAAAUUAAUUCAUGCCCAGACUCCAGCUUUUACCUAUGAAUUGGGUAAUAUUGAAAAUGUUUUGGUUCUAUUAGAUCCAACCUUUGUUAAACCAAAAACCGGGUUAUUUGAUUCUGAUAAAACUGCGACUGUUCCUGGUUUAGAUACCAAUGUUAAGAAAGUUGCUGUCAGCAGUGAAGGUUUAGUUCCAUUGAAAACUAAAAAACAAUUGGAACCACAACACCCACUUGGUAAGAAAGGUAAGAAGUAUAAAAAACAUCAGAAUGCAUCUUCUGUUGGUGCUGGCAAGUCUUUUGCAUUGGAGCCAUCCACCAUUAGUGUUUUGGCUGAAUUGGAUAUUAUUGUUCCAUUGAAUGCUGAAGAAGUUUCUGGUACUGUUGAACAAUUAAAGAAGAAACACCAAGAAUACCUUGAUGCACAAGAAGAGCAAACUAAAGUAAAUAUUAAGGCUGUUGAGGAUAAGAUUGCCGAAGUUGAACAAGCUUAUGCUGAGAAGGAGGCGGAAGUCAAAAAACAGUUGGAAGAGAAGAAAUUAAAGGAACAAAAAGAAAAAGAAGAAGAAGAAGACGAAGAAGAAGAAGAAAAAACCAAGGAUAAUUAA
This is a messenger RNA of Saccharomycodes ludwigii, 1476 nucleotides long. It is a transcript of the gene BFR1, whose product is annotated as Bfr1p. Gene Ontology annotation, molecular function: mRNA binding. Lineage: Eukaryota; Fungi; Ascomycota; Saccharomycetes; Saccharomycodales; Saccharomycodaceae. Gene Ontology annotation, biological process: intracellular mRNA localization. The transcript has a single exon. The record is from RefSeq and is a predicted model, not a curated record. Gene Ontology annotation, cellular component: ribonucleoprotein complex; endoplasmic reticulum; nuclear outer membrane-endoplasmic reticulum membrane network. The coding region runs from base 1 to 1476 and encodes 491 amino acids.